AUAGUUCCUCAUCUUCAUUCCCUCCAAAACAACAUUGUUUCUGUCACAGUCUUUGAGCAAACAUAACGAUGGAAAACAGCCCCACAUCACCGCUUCUAUUCGACGAGGACGGUACUAAAUCCCCGAUCACCGUCCUCCCUCAUCCGUCAUCCUUUGUUGUCGAUGCUAAUGACAUACCUCCGAUCACUAGUAUUAAGGAUUUUUGUACACAAUUUCGAGUGGAGUCUAGAAAACUUUGGUACCUUUCUGCUCCAGCUAUUUUUACAUCCGUUUGUCAGUACUCACUCGGUGCCAUCACCCAAACGUUUGCUGGCCAUGUUGGAACUCUUGAUCUUGCUGCUUUUUCUGUUGAAAACUCUGUCAUUGCUGGUUUCUCUUUUGGUAUCAUGCUUGGAAUGGGAAGUGCAUUGGAGACAUUAUGUGGGCAAGCAUAUGGAGCAGGGCAGCUAGAUAUGUUAGGGAUAUACAUGCAAAGAUCUUGGGUGAUACUAUUAGUUACUGCUUUAUUUUUGAUGUUUCUAUACAUCUUCGCGACACCGUUGUUGAAAUUGAUUGGUCAAACAGAGGAUAUAUCAAACGCAGCUGGGGAAUUAGCUCUAUGGAUGAUACCACAACUAUUUGCUUAUGCCAUGAACUUUCCUAUCUCAAAGUUUCUGCAAUCACAAAGCAAAAUGAUGGUAAUGGCAUGUAUAUCAGCGGUCGUGUUCGCUCUGCAUACAUUUUUUAGUUGGUUAUUUAUGUUGAAAUUGGGAUGGGGGCUCGUUGGUGGAGCUGUGGUGUUGAACUUGUCUUGGUGGCUCAUUGUGGUGUCUCAGUUGAUAUACAUUUUUAGCGGGACAUGUGGUCGAGCAUGGUCUGGCUUUAGUUGGGUUGCGUUUCGUAACCUUUGGGGAUUUGUUAAACUAUCACUUGCUUCUGCAGUUAUGCUUUGCUUGGAAACAUGGUAUUUUAUGGCACUAGUGCUAUUUGCUGGUUAUCUUAAAAAUGCUGAAAUUGCUGUGGAUGCACUUUCAAUAUGUACAAACAUUGUGGGAUGGGUAGUGAUGGUAGCUAUUGGAUUCAAUGCGGCUAUCAGUGUAAGGGUAUCAAAUGAAUUAGGUGCUGCACACCCAAAAACUGCAAAAUUCUCGGUGGUGGUGGUUGUGGUUUCAGCAUUUCUAAUCGGCCUUUUGCUUGCCAUCCUUCUUAUUAUCUUCCGGAACCAGUAUCCUAGCUUAUUUGCAGAUAGUGCAGAAGUUCAAAAAGCAGUUUACAAACUUACUCCUCUCCUAGCAACUUGCAUUGUCAUUAACAAUAUUCAACCUGCACUUUCAGGUGUGGCUAUAGGGGCUGGAUGGCAAGCUGCAGUUGCUUAUGUGAACAUUGCGUGUUACUACAUAUUUGGAAUACCUCUAGGACUCUCUUUGGGUUUCGCAAUCAACAUGGGUGUACAAGGAAUAUGGAUCGGGAUGUUGACAGGAACAGUGGUGCAGACCUCGAUCUUGUUUUGGUUUGUUUACACAACAAAUUGGAAUACAGAGGCCUCCAUUGCUGGAAGGAGAAUUAAGGAAUGGGGAGGGCAUCAAAUUGCUACACCUGACCCAUAGAAUCAAAGGUUUAGAUUAAGGAUUUAACAACUUCGUACAAGAUGAAAAGUAGCGCAAAAUCAUCUCGGUAUUAUUAUUUUUUUUUAAAAAAGAAAAAGAUGGUGUGUCAAUAUAUUGAAAUAUCAUACUUUUUUUCUUUCUUUAUUCUAUUACUGAUAACCGGUACUCUCGUUGAAUGUGCAUUAUUUUUCGUCUAUUGUAUUGCUAUUCUUAUUAA
Erigeron canadensis is the source of this 1803-nucleotide messenger RNA. RefSeq names its product protein DETOXIFICATION 29-like. Lineage: Eukaryota; Viridiplantae; Streptophyta; Magnoliopsida; Asterales; Asteraceae. Gene Ontology annotation, molecular function: xenobiotic transmembrane transporter activity; antiporter activity. Gene Ontology annotation, cellular component: vacuolar membrane. Gene Ontology annotation, biological process: xenobiotic detoxification by transmembrane export across the plasma membrane. Bases 69 to 1586 code for a protein of 505 amino acids. The record is from RefSeq and is a predicted model, not a curated record. The transcript is spliced from 8 exons.